Messenger RNA from Nannospalax galili (Upper Galilee mountains blind mole rat), 3523 nucleotides. It is a transcript of the gene Ankrd13c, whose product is annotated as ankyrin repeat domain 13C. Gene Ontology annotation, cellular component: cytoplasm. The record is from RefSeq and is a predicted model, not a curated record. NCBI's taxonomy places the organism in Eukaryota, Metazoa, Chordata, Mammalia, Rodentia, Spalacidae. Gene Ontology annotation, molecular function: protein binding. Bases 39 to 1595 code for a protein of 518 amino acids. The transcript has 13 exons.
CGCGCUGAGCCUCCCGCAGCCCGCCCUGCGCCGCGGCAAUGACCGGCGAGAAGAUCCGCUCUCUGCGGAGGGACCACAAGCCCAGCAAGGAGGACGGAGAGCUGCUGGAGCCCGGCGACGACGAGGCGGCGGCCGCGCUCGGCGGCGCCUUCACCGGGGCCAGGACCGGCGGCAAGGGCGGCAGGGCCUGCGCCAGGAUCUUCAGCCACCACCAUCGGCAGCAGCUGCGCGCGCCCCCCGGCGCCCCGACCCCGCCGCCCCCCGCCUGCCCGGCCCUGGUCGCCGACGGAGGCACCGGGCCCGCGCUCUACCCUGUGCACGAGUGCGUUUUCAAGGGGGACGUGCGGAGACUGUCGUCGCUCAUUCGCACGCACAACAUCGGGCAGAAGGAUUACCACGGGAAUACUCCUUUGCACCUUGCUGUGAUGUCAGGAAAUAAAGAAUGUGCGCACUUACUGCUGGCCCACAAUGCCCCGGUGAAGGUGAAAAAUGCUCAGGGGUGGAGCCCCCUGGCCGAAGCCAUCAGCUAUGGAGACAGACAGAUGAUUACAGCUCUUUUAAGGAAGCUUAAGCAGCAAUCCAGGGAAAGUGUUGAAGAAAAACGACCUCGAUUAUUAAAAGCCCUGAAAGAGCUUGGUGACUUCUACCUAGAGCUUCACUGGGAUUUUCAAAGCUGGGUGCCCCUGCUUUCCCGGAUUCUGCCUUCUGAUGCAUGUAAGAUAUACAAGCAAGGUAUCAACAUCAGGCUUGACACAACUCUCAUAGAUUUUACUGACAUGAAGUGCCAACGAGGGGAUUUAAGCUUCAUUUUCAAUGGGGAUGCUGCGCCCUCUGAGUCCUUUGUAGUAUUAGACAACGAACAGAAAGUUUAUCAGCGAAUACACCAUGAGGAAUCAGAGAUGGAGACAGAAGAGGAGGUGGACAUUUUAAUGAGCAGCGAUAUUUAUUCUGCAACUUUAUCAACCAAAUCAAUUUCUUUCACACGUGCCCAAACUGGAUGGCUUUUUCGGGAAGAUAAAACGGAAAGAGUAGGAAACUUUUUGGCAGACUUUUAUCUGGUGAACGGACUUGUGCUAGAGUCCAGGAAGAGGAGAGAGCACCUCAGCGAGGAGGACAUCCUUCGGAACAAGGCCAUCAUGGAGAGUCUCAGCAAGGGCGGGAACAUCAUGGAGCAGAACUUCGAGCCGGUUAGAAGACAGUCCCUUACCCCUCCUCCUCAGAACACCAUUACAUGGGAAGAGUAUAUAUCCGCUGAGCAUGGAAAAGCCCCUCAUCUGGGCAGAGAGCUCGUGUGCAAAGAGAGCAAGAAGACCUUUAAAGCCACGGUAGCCAUGAGCCAGGAAUUCCCCCUGGGGAUUGAGUCAUUGUUGAAUGUUCUAGAAGUAAUAGCGCCCUUCAAGCACUUUAACAAGCUUAGAGAAUUUGUUCAAAUGAAGCUUCCUCCAGGCUUUCCUGUAAAAUUAGAUAUCCCUGUGUUUCCCACAAUCACAGCCACUGUGACUUUUCAGGAGUUUCGGUAUGAUGAAUUUGAUGGCUCCGUCUUUGCCAUCCCUAAAGACUACAAGGAAGACCCAAGCCGUUUUCCUGACCUUUAACUGACAUGGACAGCCAAGAAAAAAAGUGCAGAGACCCCACAAGUGACUCCAGAUGGAAGGAACAGAGCUUUCCGUAAGGAAAGAGCAUGUCAAGUCAACACAUCAGUGACGUGAGAGAAACGGGCCUCUAAUAAAAACGUCCAGCCUCCUGACGUGCCAUCUCAUCUUUUACAGUUCACUUCCUGUCUGUAAUAGUGACACCCAGUGCCCCUCCUGUGUGAAGCAGCUGAGUGCUGUGAUUUGUUUUUAAAGAUUUUUACACUUGUUGAAAUAUAUAUGCAUAUAAAUAUUAUCUAUAUAUCUAAAACACUCCUGGACCAUUAACAUAAAUUAAAUGUCUUAAGAGAUAAUGAAACCCUUUUAAACCCACCACCUUCAAUCAAGGUGGCAUUUAUAAAUGUCUCUUUAAACUUUGUUUUCAUACAGUGUGAACUAUGUAACAUUAUGUAUAGCUCUGUAAUUUGAAUGUUCAGUAUAACGAACUAGAAGGAACGCAGCUUUCUAUAGAUGAAUGAACCAGUGGUCAUCAGUCGCAUUCACACGUCGCGGUAGCUGUCGGGAGCACUCACUGCAGGGAAGAGGACCCUCCUCCAGCACCUUCGUGCAGCUCAAUGUGGUGCUACUUGUUUUUACCUGAAUUCUUUUUUCAAUGGAAAAUGUUUGUUACUGAUCUUCCUUUCAUAGAACUUUUUUUUUCCUUCUAAACUUGAGUUUAAAGGUCUGUGUUCUGUUGAUAAGGUACGGCUAACUUAAAGCUAGCCCUCUCCCAAGUAUCAGCACUUUAAACAAAUUCCAAAUUUUUAAACUUGCUCCCUUAGACGUGCAUAAGUCUGAUUAUUUUUAGUGGAACAUGGAUGCACUGGUGUCAGUUUAAAAAAUUCGUAUUUUGGACAACUAUAUAUUUAAUGCUUUCAAAGUAAGGUAAAAACAUUUUAUAUGCUAACAGAAUAUAUUUGUUAUAUGCUGAAGUCCAGAAACAUAUACGAGAUUAACAGUUAUUUUUUUUAAGUCACGGGAAAAUAUUUACUGAUUUUUGUCUCCAAAGCGUUUAAAUCAUGCAUUUCUCAUUUUUGCACUUAAUUUCUUUCAUAUUUAUUACAAGGUGAUUUGAAGGUCCAAGAAUGAAAAUUAGGGAAAAUAAUGUGUAAUUCUUAAGGUAUCAUGUUGUAUUAAAGAGCUUAAUGUUUAUAAAUCUGUCCUGAUGAAAUGUGUCAAGAAUGCACCUGUCAGGCUUUUUUAGAAUGACCAUUAGUUUAAACUUUUACCAAGAUUUUAGAUAAUUUGAUUUUAGAGACCUUUAUCAUACAGAUGAUUUAUUUAAAACCCAAAGCGUCAGCCGUAAGAUGUUUCUCUUAGAGUUGCGUCGGGCACAGUGAUAACACCUUGCAUAUAUCAGAGUUUUAUUGCCUUUUAUAUGAAAAAUAUCAGAGUUAAAAACUCAAAGCCCUAAUCACUCCAGUUAAGUUGAAUUUUAAGAAUCAGAAAACCCAGAGCUAGCUUUGUUGAACAGAGGUGGAUCCCUGGUAUUCAGCCAGUGGCUGAUGACCCAGUGACUUAAUGAGUUUUGUUGUCAAUCAUGAGGUCCAACAUUCUGGAAGGCAGUGACCACUUGCUUUAGGCUCCCUGGCUCUGUAGGAAGAUGGUGUACUUUCAGGAGUAAAUACACUGCAGACAGUGUAGGAAAAAUCACAAUAGGAUAUCUUAACAGCUGUGACUGUUUUGCUGGGUUACACUGGAGACAGGAAAGACUACUGAAAAUUUUUGUACUUGAAUUUGAAGACUUACUUUUUUCUUUAACAAAUAGUAGAAUCAGAUUGUUCAUUCCAGAAUGUCUUCUCUGAUCAUAAAGAACAAACAACUGUCAGUAUCUCUUAUGAUGGUGGAAAAAAAAAACCUGAAUUAAUGCAAAUAAACUUUUCACAAUAUUA